Microthlaspi erraticum is the source of this 1074-nucleotide messenger RNA. The record is from the annotation of a GenBank genome assembly. Lineage: Eukaryota; Viridiplantae; Streptophyta; Magnoliopsida; Brassicales; Brassicaceae.
AUGCAGUUUCUUGCAAGAACUGUAUCGAAAUCCAUAAGACCUUUGCUUAGCUCAAGGACUCGACCAGCAUGGGUUCUGUCUCAGCGAUGCCAUUCAACCUUUCCCGCGAGCCUUACUGACGGAGGAAGCAGAGCUGAGAAAUCGGAGUCAGCGAUUCCGGCGAAAUCCUCUUCGGAGUGGCCGAGGCCGACGGAGAUACCGUACCAACCGAAAAUCGCGAACUCUGCUGAAUUGAUUGGCUACGUGAACCAACCGAUUCAGUUCCACGCUAAGCCCGACGGAAAUUUCUGGGCAGGCACCGUCAUUACUCACAGACAUCCGUCCGAUUACGAAUCGGAGUGGGACUCGGAUUCGACUCAUAAAUUCUGGGUUCCGGUGAUAUUCGAGGGAGAUUUAGCUCAUACUGCAAACUGUCAUUUGAAGAAGAACGAUCGGGUUUACAUCACCGGACAGAUCUUUGUAGAUGUCAGUGAAAUAUCUGGAGCAAAGCCUGAUCAGUCAUAUGUUCAUAUAAUGGUUCGUGAUCUCUACUACGUUAAGGAUUCCAAAUCCUUACCAAAAGUUUCGUCAAAACCAGAUGACAAGGAAGGUGUACUAAAGCAUUCCGCUAGCCUUAACAAAAGAAGAGACUUUGGAGCUGAUCGUUGGUCUGAUCUUCUUGCUAAACCGGAAGAAUGGCGUGAUUACCGCGAAAGGAAACAGAACGGAUCGGUACAUCCGAGACACCCUGAUUUCAAGAAGAAAGACGGAAGUGUAGCGCUUUGGCUUUCAGAUGCUCCAGAUGAGAUAUCUUCUAAUCUUGAAGACUUGAAUUUCGAUAUUCCGGUUGGAUCAAAUUACGCAAAACAACCAAAGGUUGGAGAGGAGGAAGCAUGGAAAGACUUGGUGGAAAACAUGGAUAAGUAUUGGGACAACAGAUUGAACAAGAGAAAUCCAAAAGCUCCGGAUUUUAAGCACAGAGAAACCGGUGUAGGUCUCUGGCUAGAUAAUUCUCCAAGCUGGGUUGUAGAAAGACUACCUCCUCCAAAGAGCAAAGCAAGUGACGCCCACGAUGAAGAAGAGAUGAUAGUGUAG